AUGUCUCGUAUACUUGGACGAUUUGCUAAUCUUUUGCGAAUCCACUUCCAGACUGUGAUUGCAGACGAAAUUUGUCGUUCACUUGCUGGAAUUUUUGGGUUUUGUAGUGAACAGACAAAAAUCGUCUCUCUCCCCCUCCCAGUCAGUCCAAUUCCUCGGCUUCGACAUCGACUCGAAGGACUGCGUUCUACGGUUACCCUCAGCGAAGAUAGCCUCGAUACGGAAGGAAAUCAGACGGGUACUGAGGAUGGAUACGAUACCACUCAGAAUGCUCGCCCGGAUUGUGGGACUCCUCUCCUCCUCCAUACAAGCGAUAUUCCCGGGCCCGUUACACUGCAGGCCCAUGCAAUGGCUAAAGGCGGGAUAUCUACACACCGGACAUUCAUACGAUCACUGGAUCCCACUGUCACUGGAUCCCACUGUCCAGGACCAACCACCAACUACCGAGAUACUACAGUUGGCUUCCGGACCCGAAAGGCAAAGCUGCAGACGCAUUUCUACAAACCUUGCCCACACAGGGGGCAUAUGCAUUCCCACCGUCCUCCAUGAUUCCACGGGUACUUCGAUAUACACGCACCCACAAGAUAUGCUCCUGAUUUCUUAUGUAGGGCCUCAUGGGCCGGUGUUUUUUACGACGACACUGGCUAGAUGGGUCCGCUGGCUAUUAUCGUUUGCUGGCGUUCAACCUUGCUUCGGGGCGCACUCGGUCAGAGGUGCGGCAGCCUCACAAGCUUUAUUGGCAGGCGCCUCCCUAGCCAACAUUAUGAGCUGCGCGGAUUGGACGCGAGAGAGUACAUUUAGGACGUUUUAUUUUUGUCAAACAUCUCAUGCUUCCUUCACAUUAGUUAAUUCAAAGCUUUAAAAAUGCAAAUAUAAAGCCUCCUGUCAUGUGGUAAAAUUGAAGAUUAUACUAGCUUUAGUGUACUAAUAAUCUUAAUUUUAGUAAUGUCAGGAGGCAAAUAUUUCCCACCCUAUAGGACCCCUCCCAUAUCAUAAUCAGGUUGCAUAGCAUACAGCCUUUGGGUUCAGGAAGACAUGUAUCAGCAUAUAUGAUUAAAUGUUUUUUGGGUUUUUUUUGUAAAUAUAUUUUUAUUUGUUUUUCCUUUAGGAUUGUACAUUGAGGCUCGCAGGCUUCAGAUUCGCAUGUAUUCAUAUGACAUAGGAUUGCAUUAG
Pelobates cultripes (western spadefoot toad) is the source of this 1173-nucleotide messenger RNA. The record is from the annotation of a GenBank genome assembly. Lineage: Eukaryota; Metazoa; Chordata; Amphibia; Anura; Pelobatidae.